Molecule: messenger RNA, 4979 nt
Organism: Monodelphis domestica (gray short-tailed opossum)
Lineage: Eukaryota; Metazoa; Chordata; Mammalia; Didelphimorphia; Didelphidae
Gene: TMEM151A
Product: transmembrane protein 151A
Source: RefSeq, a predicted model, not a curated record
CGCCUGCGCAAUAUGAGCGGGUGAAGGUCCGCCUGCCACGAAUGCACUGGCUGGCGGGGGUGGAUGAGGCUGAGCGGAGGGGAGGGGCGGACCCGACCCGGAGAGCUUCACCGGCCUAGUCCUUGCUCCCGUACGGCCGUCCCCUCCCUUCUCCUCCCUCUCUUUUCAACUCUCCUCCUCCCCCUCCUUUCCUUGACCUUCACCCUCCCCUUUUCCUUGGCUUCCCCGUCUUUUCCCCUCCCCCAUCCCUUGACCUUCACGCCCCCUUUUCCUCCCUUCGUUCUCCUCUCUUCUCUUUCCCUUCUCCCAAUCUCUUCCCUUCCAGUUCUUUCCCCUUCCCUUCCUCUUCUCCCCUCCCCCUCCUUCCUCUCUCCCCUUUCCUCCCUUCUCUGUCCUCCUCCUUCUCCCCUUCCUUCCUCCCCUCUUCUGCACCCUCUACUUUUCUCCUCUAACCCACCUCUUCUUCUCCCCUUGCCUCCUUCCCUCCAGCCCCUCGCGUCCCGCCCUGACUCCCCCUGUCCGUUAGCGGUUCUCUCCCACUCCUGCUUUCUCGCCUCUCUGACAUUCAGCUCUUCGCAGCUUCUCCCCUUUCCCCUCCUGGCUCCAACCUCGCAGUCCACAAAGAUCCUUCCACACCUCAGCUUUAUGGGAGAGGUCGUGGGGGCAUUGCUCGCCCUUCCUUACAGAUGAGUAAACUGAGGUUUAGAGAGAGGACCCAGGAUUGGUCCAGUCAGCCUGCCCCCUCCCAGGCCCUGGAGGUUUACAGUGAAUACGGAGGCCCACUGAGAAGGGGGAGCAGAGCUGGGUAGAGCCAGUGCCCUGGGCUUCUGACCAGCUGGAGCAGGGAGAGGGAGAAGGAUUUGUGUAGAUGGAAGGCCUUGGAUCUGUGGUUGGCCGGCUGUCGGGACUUCCUUGGCACCCUCGCAGUGCCUUGACCCGGCUUCUAGCCUGGAUGCUGAGCCUCAGUCUGAGGGCUCCCCUCCUCCCCUCCUGCGGACCUGGGAGGGCUUGGGAGCUGUCCUAGUGCUGAAAUGAGCUCCUCGAAGUCUCCGAAUUGGAAGGAGCUUCAGAACACACCUAGUUCUAAGCAGGCAACAUUGGCCUCCUUCCAGGCCUGUGGUCACCCAGGCCCUACUUGCAGACUUCAAGCGUUGUAGAACUCGAAGCUUCCCCUCAGCAACCUGGCCUGCUUCGGAACCAGCUCAGGGAGGCUCCUCACAUAGUCAGCUGCCACAUCCUCAGUGAAUUACUCCCCCUGACCUUGGACCCCCAGAGCAGUUUGCAUGUGACCUCCUCCCUCCCUUUACCCUGUGACAUUCUUGAAGGCAGGGUCUGUUUUUGCACGUUCCCAGCCCCUAGCACCGGCCUACUAGGAGGUGCUCCAUAAAUAGAAAUAGAAGUCAGCAGCUAUUUAUUAAGUGCCUACUGUGCGCUAGGCACUGCGCUCUUUGCAGCCCAGAAUCCCCAGGACUCUGACAGGAAUGGAUGACACAGAAUCCUGGCCUGAUUGACUCUGGGUAGCACCAAAGCCUGGGUCAGCCGAGGUGGAGCACUUGGGCCAGUCAUCUGAGACUCGGAGCUCCACAAAGGUAGGGACUAAUGCCCUUAGCCUCAGAGCCCCGCCCCAGCCUUUCUGCCCUCCAGAUGGGCUGGGUGUCUGCCACUGGCCUCUCCCUGACUGUGGCUCUAGGGCAAAAUGUAGAAGGGGGAUGCUGCAGUGAGGUUCUAGGGCUUCACUUUGUUUUCUGAGAGCUUUCAGCCAACUGGUUCUGAACCUGCCCCGCCCCACGCCCUUCUCCCUCCUCCCCCCCCCCCCCCCCCCCCCAGCCUAGACCUCAGGGAGAGGAGUGCCAGAGACCAGGGGACUGCAGGAGAGGACUGGAGAAAGAAGAGGAGGGGGAGGGGCAAGCAGGGAGCCUAGCUGGAGGAAGAGAGGAGGUGCUUUCCUCUGUGCUCACACAUACACAUACCCGGGAGCCUGGCAGGGAAAGGCGGGCUCUGGGGUGUCUGGGGAGGGGCGGAGGUUGGGCCUCCGUGCCAGGCGCUCCCGGCGGCACCACCCGCCAGUGCAGCGGGGGCGGGGUCAGCGGGCGGGCGGGGCCGGGCUCGGGCUCAGCAUUCCCUCCGCGCCGCUGCAAGCGGAGCAGCUGCCCCCCGCCCGGGGCCCAGCUCCCUUAUCAUGAACGGGCCCCUGGAGGUGACGGCACGGACACGAUGCCCCAAGGAGAGGCAGAAGGCGGCAUAGACGGCAGCGGAGGCGGCGAUGGGGGAGAGGUGCCCACGCUCAUACCAGACGGGGAACCGGUGAGGGAAGAGCAGCGGCCCCUGAAGCAGUCCUUGGGAGGCUCCCUUUGUCGGGAAUCCCACUGGAAGUGCCUCCUGUUAACCCUCCUCAUCCACUCAUGUGGGGCUGUGGUGGCCUGGUGCUGGCUGGCCACCGUACCCCGCCUGGCCAUAGGCAGCGGCCUUUCCCACGGGACCCCGGCCACCUACCAGGCCAGCCCUUGCUCCGAUGGCUACCUGUACAUCCCACUGGCCUUCGUCUCCCUCCUCUACCUCCUCUACCUGGCUGAGUGCUGGCACUGCCACAUGAGGGCCUCCCGGGCACCACGCACAGAUGUGGUCACAGUGCUGGCCUUGAUCCGCCGCCUUCAGCAGGCCCCACCCUGUGUCUGGUGGAAGGCCACCAGCUACCAUUAUGUCCGGCGAACCCGGCAGAUCACGCGCUACCGCAAUGGGGACGCCUACACCACCACGCAGGUCUACCACGAGCGGGCCGAUAGCCGGACAGCACGGGGCGAGUUCGACUACUCUGCUCACGGGGUCCGAGAUGUCUCCAAGGAGCUGGUGGGGUUGUCCGACCACCCCGCCACCCGCCUGCGCUUUACCAAGUGCUUCAGCUUUGGGAGUGCAGAGGCUGAGGCGGCGUACCUCACCCAGAGGGCUCGCUUCUUUGGCGCCAACGAGGGCCUCGACGACUACCUGGAGGCCCGAGAGGGGAUGCAUCUGAAGGACGUGGACUUCCGAGAGUCGCUGAUGGUGUUUGCAGACCCCCGCAGCCCCCCCUGGUACGCCCGGGCCUGGGUCUUCUGGCUCGUGUCAGUGGCCACGCUGUCGUGGCCCCUCCGCGUGGUGGCCGCCUAUGGCACAGCCCACGUCCACUACCAGGUGGAGAAGCUCUUUGGGGCCAGCUCGCCGCCCCCCGGAGGUCAUGCCCCCGGCGGCCCGUCCCUCUCCAGAGUGGCCACGGUGGACUUCACAGAACUGGAGUGGCACAUUUGCUCCAAUCGGCAGCUGGUGCCCAGCUACUCGGAGGCCAUGUUGAUGGGCCCUGGCCCCACAGCCUACCUCAGAGGCUGCCAGCGCUGCCGCCGCUCUGUCAGCAGCAACUCGCUGCCCCCUUCCCGGGCCAACGGGCCUCGCCUGCCUUUCAGCCGGAGCCGGCUCUCCCUGGGAGGGGGGAGCCGGCCCACCACUGGGGUCUUCCGGAGCCUGAGCGGGGGGCCCCUGGGGCGUCGGGGGGAAGACACGGAGCCCCUGGAGAGCCCCCCCUGCUACCAGGAUGCGCUUUACUUCCCCGUUCUCAUUGUUCACGGAGACGGAGGCUGUCGGGGAGAUGGGCAAGGUGCCAUCUGAGUGCCCUGAGCAGAAGAUGGGCACUUGGCACGAGGCUAGGCACGAGACCCACGCCCAGAGCCCAGAUGAGGGACGGAUUCUGGGGAAGCCACACCGUCACCCGCGCCAGGCUGCAAAGAGGGACCGAUGCCCGGUGGCCGAUGGUUUGGUGACUCUGGGUGGGCACUCUGAGCUGGGACGGCCGGAGAGGGCUUCCUCGUGUCCACCUCUGCUUCCCCUCCCCUGUGGCUAUCAUUCCCCUAAAGCCAAGGGGCUUUCUGAGUCCUGGCUACCGUCUCCUGGUGCCUGGACAGCAGCAGGGCCUGAGGCUGCCCGGGGUGGGGUGGGGUGGGGGGUCCCAGGGAAAUGUUUACUCGUGUUGGCACCCAUGGCUCCCUUACCCCCAGGGAAAAUAGCCCCUUUUAGCUGGACCUAGAAAUUGCUCCAGAAAAAUUCAAGCCAGAGCAAAGGGGAACCCCCCGAAAUGGGAACCAGCCCCCCCGCUUCCCUUCCCCCCAGCUCCUAUCCUUAGAGAAGCACAAAAGGGGAGGGAUGGGGGAAGGGGGUGAUGAGAGGCCCUCCCGACCCAGUCUGUGGCUCUUUCCCUUAAUUCCUGGGAGGUGGAUGCAGGUGCCUGGGAGCCUGUACCGGAGCAGGAGACCUGCAGACAUUGCCUCCACCAGGACCACAUCCGCUCCCAUCAUCUCUAGGCUGGCAGGCUUGCUAGCCCAGGCCAGGAGGCUCAGAGCCCCAACGGGGUGGGGCAACCCAGGGUGGCUGCUUCGGUGCCCUCAUAAACAGGGGGAGCAGGACAAAAUGGCUGGAAGGGGGCCACACGCCUACCUCUCUCCAUCCUUUGCACCUACUAUCCAAGCACUCAGUCUUCCCCACGGGGGCCCCUUCUCGACUCCUUCCUCAAUGCCCCCCUCCCCUUCCCAUGAGUACCUCGAAGGCCAGCUCUGCUUGUCCCCCUCCUCCUGUCCCUCUCUACCUGCUUCCUUCUUGUUCCCUCAGGCGGGACACAUUUCUUCCUCUUUGCUCCUCUGUCAGAAUGCUCCUCCUCUUAACUGUCUUCUCUCCCCUGAGGGAGCUGUCUAUGGGUUGGGGGGACUGGGGCAGCAUGUGGGCCACCCAAGGCUCUGAAAGCCCCCCCUCACUUAAUGUCACAACCCCAGCUUUGUCCAGGUGGCCUCUGCCACCUCUGGAGAGCUUUCCGUCCCCUGGGAUGAGUCCUUUCCCUGUCCAAGGGCUGCUGGGAUGCCACGUGCUCCUGGGAGGACCCACUAAGCUCUAGCACCCUUCUGGGGAGGCCUGGGUUGGGGGCCGCAAAGAAGACAAGAAAUAAACGGUAUGAAACAGCCGCA